AUGCUGAUAGAGCUACAAACAGCAUCGGUCGAAAUUUUCGCCCAUAGGGAAAAGACUCCGUCCCCAAGAGCCAAAAAGCCCGAGCAAACCGAGCUCUCCCGCAGGCUAAAAGCACCCCCCGAAACCACAAAGGCCGGAAUCAGACAUCGCCCCAGAGGCCCCCUUGGAGCCUUGGACUCAGACUCAAACCUGUUUCACGACGUUGGAACUAAUGAAGCUACAAGAACUUCCUGUAUUGACCAAAGCACGGAGAGUGAUGCCAUUGGCUUCGAUCGUUGUGAUGGGACGCGCCAGACAGUUGGUUCCAUUUUCCUGUUUUCCAGAACUUUCCGCGAAGUCUCCAUGUUGAAUCAUUUGCUAACAACCUCGAAUUCCAAGAAUGGGGGCCCCCAUCAAAGCAAUGACAGUCACGAACUAGACUUUCUUCCGGGUCCUCUUCGAAAUUUUUUGGGUCCCCGAAGUGACAAAUCAACAACGGCACCGGAUACCUCCACUACGACCGCAACACUGGAAGUUGAAUCGCAAGGCAUACUGUCUUCGUGGUUUACCCAAUCUGAUACUGACCCAUUGAUGCCAAAAGCAUUCUCUCGGCGCCAGCGGCUUCUGGGUUUUGUUCUUUGUCUGCUGGCUGCUUCUUUUUGUCUUUGUCUGGCGAUGGCAUUUCUGCCACUAAUUGGCACACCUUUCGGAAUUAGAAAAUAUGUGCUGCUUCAUACUGUGGGGAGCGUUUUGUUAAUUGGUAGCUUUUCGUUUCUCUGGGGACCUUGGAAUCAUUUGAAA
Messenger RNA from Opisthorchis viverrini, 780 nucleotides. RefSeq lists its product as hypothetical. The transcript has 3 exons. Gene Ontology annotation, biological process: vesicle-mediated transport. Lineage: Eukaryota; Metazoa; Platyhelminthes; Trematoda; Opisthorchiida; Opisthorchiidae. Gene Ontology annotation, cellular component: membrane. The annotation marks the transcript as partial. The record is from RefSeq and is a predicted model, not a curated record.